GCCCACUCCAGCCAUCAUCCAAUCAUCUACUCUGGCCCCCCACAAUAUAUGAGUUACUCCACACCAAUGAGCUACAUGGCGCCAACAUCCUACCAACACUCAGGCUUGGUAUACACUGGCCAACCUCACUACCCCUACUCAGCGGCUCUGCAAUCACCCUUGGCCUGGCCCCCCAUACUAUCACCAUCUGUCAAUGCCAAUAUACGCCCCGCCCCCUUCUCAACAGAUGUUCUUUCCUGGUCACUCCAAGCCAACCAGACAAAUGGCCCUCAUCCACCAGUCAAUUAUGGGGCCCGCCCCAGUCAAGCUGCAACAUCUGAUCAGCCCAGCAAUACACCUGCCCCUCAACAGCCAUUUACUAGCGGGGUCAACUCCAAGGCAUCUGUCCAGACCGAGAUAUCUCAGUUUGAAGAGCCAGGGGCAAGCUGUGAAGAUUUGGAUUGGGACUUGGGGAACGAAAGCGCCAAUUUCCACAAGCUGAAGUCAUCAUUCUUACUGCAUGGUCCAGCCAAAAUCAAUCCCUUGGCUUUGGAAGGCACUGAUGUGUGGCUCUUGGCCCCCUCUGGAACUUGCCCGGUUGAGAGUACUGUGCCUGCACGGCCCAAUUUUGCUGUUGAACAACAGACUUCAAUGGGGCUGGAUCUUGAGAUGGGAGAUGGUCUGGGGCUGGCCCUUCAAGAGAUGAGGCUCGACCUCACCAUCAGGGAUGCAACUCAAUAA
Molecule: messenger RNA, 720 nt
Organism: Puccinia graminis f. sp. tritici CRL 75-36-700-3
Lineage: Eukaryota; Fungi; Basidiomycota; Pucciniomycetes; Pucciniales; Pucciniaceae
Exons: 3
Coding region: 49-720 (223 amino acids)
Source: RefSeq, a predicted model, not a curated record